CAAAUUUCCUACGUAUCUGUCGAUUGGUAUUCCUAAAUAUUUUACGCAUUUUAAACCGUAAACAUCUUCUUUCUCCAUAUAUAUUUACGGACAUUCACUGUACGCUACGUAAGUAUUUAUUUUUACGUUUUCGGAAUUAAAAUAACAUCCAGCGAGGUGAUGGAUAAACAGUGCAAACAGUUUAUUUGUGAAAUCUCACAUUAAACGUAACGCUUUCAAGCAGUAAUAAUAAGCUUGCAACAUACGUCGGACAUGGAGGACGAUGCACCUGUGAUAUACGGCCUCGAAUUUCAGGCUCGUGCACUUACUUCCCAGACAGCUGAAUCGGAUGCCAUUCGUUUUCUUGUGGGUACCCAGUCCCUCAAAUUUGACAAUCAGAUCCACAUCAUUGACUUUGAUGAUGAGAAUAACAUCAUUAGUAAGAGCGUCCUGCAGCACCAGGCAGGGGAGAUAUGGCACAUCAGCGCCAGUCCUGCAGAUAAAGCCGUGCUGACGACCUGCUACAACAAAACCAGUGAGAGUCGCGUGGUGACGUGUGGGGCUGUUUGGAGGAUGCCCCCAGAGUGGGAGUCAGGGAGCCAUGAAUCCCCAGACGAUCCCCACAACUCCCACAACCCCCAGAACCUGGAACUCCUCUGUCACCUUGACAACAGCUCCCACGGCAACGCCUCCUGAUCUCCAGCAGUGCCACCUUAGAGGGUAAAGGUCAACUGAAGUUCACGGCUGGGAAGUGGAGUCCACAUCACAGCUGUACCCAGCUGGCCACAGCCAACGACACAGCCAUCAGAGGCUGGGACCUCCGUACCAUGAGUCAGAUCUACUGCAUCGAGAAUGCUCACGGGCAGCUGGUUCGAGACCUGGACUUCAAUCCUAACAAACAGUACUACCUGGCCAGCUGUGGGGACGACUGCAAGGUCAAAUUCUGGGACGUGAGAAACAUCAACGAGCCAGUUAAGAACCUGGAAGAGCACUCCCACUGGGUGUGGAGCGUGCGCUACAACCACUCUCAUGACCAGCUGGUGCUGACCGGCAGCAGUGACAGCAGGGUGAUUCUGUCCAACAUGGUGUCCAUCUCCUCCGAGCCGUUCGGUCACCUGGUGGACGACGAUGACCUCAGCGACGGAGAGGACAACCACCAGGACCAGAAAACUAAGGAGCCCCUGCAGGACAGUAUCAUCUCUACCUAUGAGGAGCAUGAGGACAGUGUGUACGCAGUAGAGUGGUCCUCAGCAGACCCAUGGCUCUUUGCCUCUCUCAGCUACGAUGGCAGACUGGUCAUCAACAGGGUCCCCCGUGCACUCAAAUACCAUAUCCUGCUCUAGACAGACCUCACACUGGACUGAGAAAAGAGGGAUAGAGGGUGAGGUAUGGGGGGAGGGAUGGGGAGAGAGGGGAAGGGAUUGCGAGAGAGGGAUAGAGGG
Messenger RNA from Salvelinus sp. IW2-2015, 1421 nucleotides. NCBI's taxonomy places the organism in Eukaryota, Metazoa, Chordata, Actinopteri, Salmoniformes, Salmonidae. The record is from RefSeq and is a predicted model, not a curated record.